AUGAGCCACUGCCCCAGAGCCACAGCCCCAGAGCCACUGCCCCAGAGCCACUGCCCCAGAGCCACUGCCCCAGAGCCACUGCCCCAGAGCCACUGCCCCAGAGCCACUGCCCCAGAGCCACUGCCCCAGAGCCACUGCCCCAGAGCCACCGUCCCAGAGCCACACAGCCACUGCCCCAGAGCCACUGCCCCAGAGCCACUGCCCCAGAGCCACUGUCCCAGAGCCACUGCCCCAGAGCCACUGCCCCAGAGCCACUGCCCCAGAGCCACCGUCCCAGAGCCACACAGCCACUGCCCCAGAGCCACUGCCCCAGAGUCACUGCCCAGAGCCACCGCCCCAGAGCCACUGCCCCAGAGCCACUGCCCCAGAGCCACUGCCCCAGAGCCACCGCCCCAGAGCCACUGCCCCACCGCCCCAGAGCCACUGCCCCAGAGUCACUGCCCAGAGCCACUGUCCCAGAGCCACCGUCCCAGAGCCACUACCCCAGAGCCACUGCCCCAGAGCCACCGUCCCAGAGCCACACAGCCACUGCCCCAGAGCCACUGCCCCAGAGUCACUGCCCAGAGCCACCGCCCCAGAGCCACAGAGCCACUGCCCCAGAGCCACUGCCCCAGAGUCACUGCCCAGAGCCACCGCCCCAGAGCCACAGAGCCACUGCCCCACCACCCCAGAGCCACCGCCCCAGAGCCACUGUCCCAGAGCCACUGUCCCAGAGCCACUGUCCCAGAGCCACUGCCCCAGAGCCACUGUCCCAGAGCCACUGUCCCAGAGCCACCGCCCCAGAGCCACUGUCCCAGAGCCACUGUCCCAGAGCCACUGUCCCAGAGCCACCGCCCCAGAGCCACUGUCCCAGAGCCACUGUCCCAGAGCCACUGUCCCAGAGCCACCGCCCCAGAGCCACUGUCCCAGAGCCACCGCCCCAGAGCCACUGCCCCAGAGCCACUGUCCCAGAGCCACUGUCCCAGAGCCACCGCCCCAGAGCCACUGUCCCAGAGCCACUGUCCCAGAGCCACUGCCCCAGAGCCACUGUCCCAGAGCCACUGCCCCAGAGCCACUGUCCCAGAGCCACUGUCCCAGAGCCACCGCCCCAGAGCCACUGUCCCAAAGCCACUGUCCCAGAGCCACUGUCCCAGAGCCACUGUCCCAGAGCCACCGCCCCAGAGCCACUGUCCCAGAGCCACCGCCCCAGAGCCACUGCCCCAGAGCCACUGUCCCAGAGCCACUGUCCCAGAGCCACCGCCCCAGAGCCACUGUCCCAGAGCCACUGUCCCAGAGCCACUGUCCCAGAGCCACUGCCCCAGAGCCACUGUCCCAGAGCCACUGUCCCAGAGCCACCGCCCCAGAGCCACUGUCCCAGAGCCACUGUCCCAGAGCCACUGUCCCAGAGCCACUGUCCCAGAGCCACUGCCCCAGAGCCACUGUCCCAGAGCCACUGCCCCAGAGCCACUGUCCCAGAGCCACUGUCCCAGAGCCACCGCCCCAGAGCCACUGUCCCAGAGCCACUGUCCCAGAGCCACUGCCCCAGAGCCCGUUCCUACAGAUUACAGAUAA
Knipowitschia caucasica is the source of this 1551-nucleotide messenger RNA. Lineage: Eukaryota; Metazoa; Chordata; Actinopteri; Gobiiformes; Gobiidae. The record is from the annotation of a GenBank genome assembly.